This is a messenger RNA of Phoenix dactylifera (date palm), 1389 nucleotides long. RefSeq lists its product as uncharacterized. The record is from RefSeq and is a predicted model, not a curated record. NCBI's taxonomy places the organism in Eukaryota, Viridiplantae, Streptophyta, Magnoliopsida, Arecales, Arecaceae. Gene Ontology annotation, molecular function: protein-disulfide reductase activity. Gene Ontology annotation, cellular component: cytoplasm.
UGUUCAAAAUGCAUUUCCUUGACAAUUAGAUCAUGGAAAAGUCUCUAAUUCUUUUAUUUUUGCCAUCGAUGUUUUCUUUCCAUUAUUUCCUUCGAAUUUAAAAGUAAAUCCUCUCCAGUGUGCUGAAGCCUAAAGCUAAAGCGAUCAAGUCCAACUUUCCUUCCAAAUCCACUGGCUCCGUGACCAUUCUUCUAAGAAAAAUAUUCCGCGAAAUCUCAUCCUUUAGAUGGAGAUAAUCAAAAGUUUUGUCCCCUCCCAUCGUCCCGACCAACCCCCAACCUUGCAGCCCGCCCUCCAAUUUUCCACGCGCAUCCGCACCCGAAUAAUCCCAAAAUCUUCUUUAACUAACCAGCCCAGGAUACAAGAACCCAAUAGGAAUGCACAUCAAAUUAUUAAUUCAAUCGACCCUUUUUGGUCAUAUGGAUAGGAAUACUUUAGUAAACUUAACACUGCAGGAACAUAUACAUUAAGCCGGCGAGUAGGUGCCGCGACGCCCGCCAUCCCGUCAUUCCCCUCCCUCCCUCCCUCCCUCUACCAAAAUGGGUGCCGUUUAUCUUGCGCCGCUCUGCUUAUCGUGCGCGUCUCCCAUGGCGAAGGACUCCAUAGCUCCCGUCUCGCCCUAUAGGAAAGAGGGCCUUCUCCUGAACCCUUUUCUUUCGUGCUUCGGUGGGUCGGAGGGAUGGAGGGUUCGAACCCCUUGGGCGCUCUCCGCGACCUCCGUGACCAGACGGAGACGGAGACGGAGGCCGAGCGCGAGCAGCGGGGAGGUCUUCUGCCUCUUCUACGACGCUCCUGAGGCCAUCACUGCAUAUGCUUGGAAUGAUUCUGUUCUGGCCAGUGAUAUACCUGUUCUUGUGGAGUUUUGGGCAUCAUGGUGUGGGCCUUGCAGGAUGGUUCACCGUGUGAUUGACGAAAUAGCACGAGAAUAUGCUGGAAAAAUCAAAUUUUAUAAGCUAAAUACAGAUGACUACCCGCAAGUUGCAACUUCUCACAACAUUGAUCGAAUUCCAACGGUUUUGCUGUUCAAGGAUGGGAAGAUGAUCGACAGCAUGACCGGUACCCUUCCUAAGUCUGUUUAUGUGACAGCCAUUGAAAAAUCUUUGUCUCACUAAGGAAGCAACUGUUCUGGUAGUGGAGCUCUGCGUUUGCACGGAGCUCCAUCAUUGGGUUCGAUAUGGAUUGGAAAAUUUUACUAGAUGGUUGCUUGGUAUAUACUUCUCCUGUAUUACUUUAAUUGACAUCAUUGUAAAGUUUUCUAUUGGACUAAAAGUUUGUUGAUGUAUUCACUUGUGCUUUACAAAUUAAUGCAACUCAGGGCUAUUUUUUGAAUCCUCUGAGAAACAUUGUAUACGGUCAUUUUGCAAUUCAUAUCCAAGUUGAUCUUUUCUC